Hydatigera taeniaeformis is the source of this 2298-nucleotide messenger RNA. The record is from the annotation of a GenBank genome assembly. NCBI's taxonomy places the organism in Eukaryota, Metazoa, Platyhelminthes, Cestoda, Cyclophyllidea, Taeniidae.
AUGAAUUUCUGCAAAACUACUGAUUGUAACCUAGACUGUGGAAAUGGCGACGAUGAAGCGGUCUCUCCCGACGUAGAUGUGCUUCGCCUUUUGGCCGCACGUUCUGCGGAAAUGAUGGCCUGUGAGGCUUCCCUGCACGUUGCUACUGCGCGGGCUAUUGCCCCUCUCCAACGGCUGCCUGUUCGUCUCCGAAGGCGUGCUGCCAGUCAUCAGCUCCGCCGCCUUCCCAGGCGUCUCCACCUUGGACUAUCACAGACUGUGAGCCAAAAGCUGGUGAAGCAAGCGAAGCGGUGUCGGCGCUACCGGCGACGAUCUCAGCGACUGAUGGCGUUGGCGACGCGACGUGUUCUUACACCCACAGGUGGAGGCGAGGGCGAUGGCCGAAUACGCUGGAUUCCCACAGCCCUCUGGCACGCCAAGCGUUUCCACAUGGUGGAGAACUGGGGCUGGCGUUUACCUUUUGCUCCUACCGAUAAGAUGUUCAAAGCUCUCCAACGAGCCACCACAGAUCGGUGCAUGUUGCUUGAUCACGGCUACUUGAGUUGCUUCUCUCUAUCUGGAGCCUGUAAUCUGCUCAAAAUUUGUGUUGAAGAGACUACGCUUCCCUUCUUUGUGUCCUGCAUUGGCAUCGAUCUUCCAUCGGAUGCUUCCUCCUCGACUAGCUUCCACGAAUCAGUUGGUCUUUUGUGUUCUGAAGCAAUACCAACUCAACGAUUGAUGGGUGUUGCUCGUCUUCCGAAUAUCUCUCGAUCCAUUCUUGGCCCCGUGCGAAUAUUAUGGGGUCCAGCUAGUCAGAACGAUGAUGGUCAUCGAUGUUCCACUGUAUGGUUUUGGCUGCAUCCUAGCGUGUCUUCAGAUGCUUGGAAGCUGUUAACUUCGCUGGACUAUAUCUCCACCGGUUCGGAUGGGUCAAGAGCAUCUCUCAAGUUGGUCGAUUGCACGGGCCAUCUGUGCCGCAUGAAACUCAUUGGUCCUUUCGCGCAUCAAGUCCUUGCUGAUAUUGUGAAGCCACCACCAUCUUUGCCCACCCAUUCAACCUUUACAACUGGAGAGUGGGCCUUGUGGGAAGCUCUAUCAGGCGAGUCUUUUACUUGUGUUGAUUUCUGGUUACUUCCAAAGCGACGGACGCUUAAUGACCAUGCUCCUUUGACUGCAUUUAGGCCGCUUCUCAAGCUACACAACAGGAACUGGCUAAUUCAGAUGCCAAACGAGGGCGAAUCGACGACCCAGUUGAGGCCCAGUUUUGUCUCUAAGUGCUUGACAUUGGGUGAACUAACCAAACUUCGCCACGAUCACUGUGAUGCCGAAUUCGGUGCUUUUCUUAUUCAGUCUUUUUCCUCUCCAGAACCCUGCUGUUCUUCUGAGACAGGUAUUCCCAUCCUUCUGAUCCAAAAUGGAACCCCCAGCCUUGCAAGUCAGAAGUCUCAAUGUGUGGGCUGGGAUGUUGUACUACCCAGAAAACUGCUAAAGCCGUCUGGUACUAUGUCACCACCUCAAGAAUCGGGACUGAUGACAGCACCACGCGUCGACACUUCUGCACCGCGAGACUUCGUGGUGGCUUGUACCUAUCGCGGCGUACGCGUAGGGGGCUUGCGAGACCAGCUACGAUGGGCAAUUCUCACCACCGAGGCUGCAGGACGUAUUGAUGCUUUUCCCUAUGCUCUAUGGCCUGAUACUCCUGCCGCAUGUUGCAUCACUGACACAAAUGACCACCUCAAAAUCGAACGAGAUUCAAACGGUCAGCUAACGAGUGACGCCAAACGAAGAGCACGGAUCAGGUUUCGGUGCGCUGCACCUAUGUCCAAGGAUUGGUUGCAGUUGCUUGAACCAGUCUCCCCUCGGACCGAGGGAGAAGGCUUUUUCGUGUUGCGUGACAAGGCCCUGCUAGUUCUAGUGGUGCGCCGACUCCUUUCCGGAGAUCCGCGAGCCAGACACCUUACCGUGGAACACCUCUCGCGAUAUGACCCUCGUCUGUCUAGAGCUCUCAUUAUGGUAAAGCUUGAGGUCACAUCACGUGGCGUGCCGGAAGCAAGGGCAGAGGUCUUUGCACCUCUGAUCACAGACGAUCCCUCGCUAGGUCCUAUUUCGGACAAGACUCAGCGAACACUGCUUGGCUACGUUGAUGAAGGUGCCUAUGCAUUUUCGCACGGUUUCUGUAUUGCCAUAGGCUUUAUUAGUUUGGCCGUUGUUUGUUCCAUGCCCUCCAGGGAGCGAUCUUCCAAAGGAUUGCAGACAGUUCUCUUCAGAAGUCUUAAAUCAGGUGAUCUGUACGGCGCAAAGAUGACCCUUAUUGUAUGA